Messenger RNA from Abrus precatorius (Indian licorice), 1496 nucleotides. RefSeq names its product homogentisate solanesyltransferase, chloroplastic. Bases 68 to 1228 code for a protein of 386 amino acids. NCBI's taxonomy places the organism in Eukaryota, Viridiplantae, Streptophyta, Magnoliopsida, Fabales, Fabaceae. The transcript is spliced from 10 exons. Gene Ontology annotation, molecular function: prenyltransferase activity. Gene Ontology annotation, cellular component: membrane. The record is from RefSeq and is a predicted model, not a curated record.
GAGGAAAAAGUGUGGUGCUUGGGGUGUGUGUGUGUGUGUCUGAGAUUGGUAGUGUUUUUCGCUCCACAUGGAGCUCUCAUCCUACUCCUCACCAACUUCACUUGGUGUUCCUCCCAUUUGCAAUUCCUCCUAUUCUGGUUAUAAGAGCACCACGCCAAAGGCUUCUCUUUUGUUCUUAGGAUUUUCCAAACACUUGCACUCAAUUGGACUCCACCAUCACACAUGCUGCUCAAUUCCUGUUCCCAAGAAACAUCAGAGACCCAUUUCCAUCAGGGCCUGCACUAAAGUUGGAGCUGCUGGAUCUGAUCGUCCUUUUGCUGACAGAUUUUUAGAUUUGAAAGAUGCAUGCUGGAGAUUUUUAAGGCCACAUACUAUACGUGGUACUGCCCUGGGUUCUGUUGCUUUGGUAGCAAGAGCAUUAAUUGAGAACUCAAAUUUGAUAAAGUGGUCUCUUUUGUUCAAAGCGUUCUCUGGUCUUUUUGCCUUGAUAUGUGGGAAUGGCUACAUAGUUGGCAUCAAUCAAAUCUAUGACAUUAGCAUUGACAAGGUAAACAAACCUUAUUUACCUAUAGCUGCAGGGGAUCUUUCUGUCCAAUCUGCAUGGUUCUUAGUUAUAUUUUUUGCGGCAGCUGGCCUGUUGAUUGUGGGAUUUAACUUUGGGCCCUUUAUAUUUUCUCUUUAUUCACUUGGCCUUUUUCUUGGUACUAUCUAUUCUGUCCCUCCGUUUAGAAUGAAACGCUUUCCCGUUGCGGCAUUUCUUAUUAUUGCCACGGUACGGGGUUUUCUUCUUAACUUUGGUGUCUACUAUGCCACUAGAGCUGCCCUUGGUCUUGCAUUUGAGUGGAGCUCUCCUGUGGUUUUCAUCACAACGUUUGUAACAUUGUUUGCAUUAGUAAUUGCUAUUACAAAAGACCUUCCAGAUGUUGAAGGAGAUCGCAAGUACCAGAUAUCAACCUUUGCUACAAAAUUAGGAGUUCAGAACAUUGCUUUCCUUGGUUCUGGAAUUUUGCUGAUGAACUACAUUGUUUCCAUAUUGGCAGCAAUUUAUAUGCCACAGGCUUUCAGGCGUUGGUUACUGAUACCAGCUCAUAUGAUUUUUGCAUUAAGCUUGAUUAACCAGGCACGGAUAUUAGAACAAGCAAAUUAUACCAAGGAUGCAAUAUCAGGAUUCUAUCGAUUCAUAUGGAAUCUGUUCUAUGCUGAGUAUGCAAUAUUUCCUUUCAUCUAGGGAACCUAACUAGAUUUUUCAUGGAAAAAGGUGCACACAAGCAUAGUUUAGAGAGAUCUUAAUUGUAUCAAGCAUCAGUAAGUAUACUACUUUUUUUAAAUGAAUAUUUUUGUAUAUAAAUGUGUGAUAGCAUUUACUUUUAGUUUGAUGUAAUGCCAUUAACGUAUUUCAUAAUGUUAGACGGACAAUAUCUUGAAUUGUUUUUUAUUCCUCUAUGUUUUACAAGUUCUAUAAGCAGUGUAGUUUUUGUCACUACCAAGGGUAGAGU